AUGGCUGAUAUGGACCGAUUAGGCUACGAUCAGCCGAGCAAGGCGGUGGAGUGGCUGCUCGCGGCAGCAGCUAGCUCGAUUGCAGAGUUGCCGCCGAACAAUUCCCCCUUUCCGGCGGCGGUCGGUGGUAGCAGCAGCUUCGAGACCUCGAUUGCCAGAUCUAAGAAGGCGGUUAAGGAAAAUGAGAACGAGAAAUCUUCUUAUGUUGCUUCCUUCCCCGGGCUAUUGAGCGGAGGCAAGGAUGCAUCUGAUGAGAAUUCCAAUAGUGAAGCGGCCAGGCUGGCGGUGGCAAGCGGGCAGCGAAGUAGCGAGGCGGAAGGAACGGUGGUCGUAGAAGCACUGAUGAGGGAAAGAAAGAGAGCUAGAGAAGAGGAUAUGGUGGCGCCUUCUCUACGAUGA
Messenger RNA from Salvia hispanica, 399 nucleotides. The record is from RefSeq and is a predicted model, not a curated record. Lineage: Eukaryota; Viridiplantae; Streptophyta; Magnoliopsida; Lamiales; Lamiaceae.